CCCCUUCCUCCAGCCCCCAAACCGCAAAACCCAGCGGCCACCACCAUGGCACCGGCCGCCAUGGCGUUCCAGGCGCUCACCUUCUCGCCCCUCCACCUCCCCGCCACGCGGCGCCGGGCCCGCGUGUUCGCCGUGGCGGCCGACCAGACCCCUCCGCCCCCGCAGGCCUCCCCCUCGGAGCCGGCGAACAGCCCGAGCCGGCUCCUCCGGGAGCUCGCGCAGCGGAAGAAGGCCGUCUCGCCCAAGAAGAAGCACCCGCCGCGGCGGUUCAUCCUCAAGCCGCCGCUCGACGACGAGCGCCUCACCCAGCGGUUCCUCAACAGCCCGCAGCUGUCGCUCAAGUCGCUGCCGCUGCUCUCCUCCUGCCUCCCCUCCUCGCCGCUCUCCGCCGCCGACCGCACCUGGAUGGACGAGUACCUCCUCGAGGCCAAGCAGGCGCUCGGCUACCCGCUCGCCCCCUCCGAGACGCUCGGCGAGGGCGACGACUGCCCCGCGCGCCACUUCGACGUCCUCCUCUACCUCGCCUUCCAGCACCUGGACCCCUCCUCCGAGCGCACGCGCACGCGCCACGUGCGGAACGGCCACUCCAGGCUGUGGUUCCUGGGCCAGUUCGUGCUGGAGCUCGCCUUCUGCGAGUUCUUCCUGCAGAGGUACCCCAGGGAGUCCCCUGGCCCGAUGCGGGAGCGGGUCUUCGCGCUCAUCGGGAAGAAGAUGCUGCCCAAAUGGAUCAAGGCGGCCAGCCUGCAUAAUUUGGUGUUUCCUUACGACGAUUUGGAUAAGAUGAUACGGAAGGACAGGGAACCGCCCACGAAGGCUGUGUUCUGGGCAUUAUUUGGAGCUAUAUAUCUGUGCUUUGGAAUGCCUGAAGUCUAUCGUGUUCUCUUUGAGGCGUUCGGGAUGGACCCUGAAGAAGAGAGCUGUCAGCCAAAACUGCGGCGUCAACUAGAAGACGUUGAUUAUGUUUCAGUGGAGUUUGAGAAGAGACAACUCGCAUGGCAAGAUGUUGCUGCCUACCGGCCACCAGCGGAUGCCCUUUUUGCUCAUCCUAGGCUUUUCCGAGCAUGUGUGCCACCAGGCAUGCAUCGUUUCAGAGGAAACAUUUGGGAUUUUGAUAAUAGACCCAAAAUCAUGAACAUCCUAGGAUACCCCUUGCCAGCGAAUGAUAAAAUUCCAGAAAUUACAGAAGCAAGGAAUAUAGAACUUGGACUUGGCCUCCAGCUGUGCUUCAUGCAUCCCUCAAAAUACAAGUUUGAGCAUCCAAGAUUUUGUUUUGAGCGUCUGGAAUAUGUUGGUCAGAAGAUCCAGGAUCUAGUAUUGGCAGAGAGGCUGCUCAUGAAGCAUCUCGACGCACCUGGCAGGUGGUUGUCAGAGAAGCAUAGGAGGUUGUUGAUGAACAAGUAUUGCGGGCGGUACCUGCGGGACAAGCACCUUCACCACUACAUUAUAUACGGGGAGACUGUACAGGACAGAUUCGAACACAACCGCCGGCUGAGAAAUCCUUCCACGACUGCUGUCCAGCAAGCGAUACACGGGCUCUCGUACUGCGUCUACGGCAAGCCUGAUGUGCGGCGCUUGAUGUUCGAGGUGUUUGACUUCGAACAGGUCCAGCCGAAAGCUGUAUGAGGAGGAUAUGCUCCGUGUCGGUUUGUGUUGAACUGAUGACCGGCGAGAUUGUCAGCGCUUGAAGGAAAAAAUGCAGGGUCGUCAAAAUCCUAGCGCGGGUCAGAUCGCGCUCUUCCGAAGCCUGAGCCCAAAGCCGGCCCGCAGAUUAAAGCAAGCACUGCCCGUCCAGCCUCUUCUGGACCCCCACAGCUCUUGUAACCUCUUGUCUUGCGUACUAGAGAUAGGCAGCUGUAUUAGAGAUGAUUAAAAUUGAACGCCGUAGUUUUUUCGAAGUUACAGUUUUGAGAGUUGACUGUAAAUUCCAGUUUGAGCAGAAACACAAACAGCUGCAGCUGCAGCAGCAGCGGGAAGAUAGAGUUAUCCGUGAGAAACAUGCUUUGUAAUGUUGUAGCCGAAAAUGUGAAUGCAACGUGUACUGCUAACGUGCAAUGCCAUUUGUCAUAUGGGUGCA
Triticum dicoccoides is the source of this 2074-nucleotide messenger RNA. Its product is annotated as ribonuclease III domain-containing protein RNC1, chloroplastic-like. Gene Ontology annotation, biological process: regulation of gene expression; RNA processing. NCBI's taxonomy places the organism in Eukaryota, Viridiplantae, Streptophyta, Magnoliopsida, Poales, Poaceae. The record is from RefSeq and is a predicted model, not a curated record. Gene Ontology annotation, molecular function: double-stranded RNA binding; ribonuclease III activity. The transcript has 5 exons. Gene Ontology annotation, cellular component: nucleus. Bases 46 to 1623 code for a protein of 525 amino acids.